AUGGUGCUGCCAAAACAGGCUCUCACUGCAACAGCAGCCUUUGCAGGCGGAUGCAUACACAUCGUGUGGGGGGAGAUCUUCUCCGAGAAGAUCAUGGCCGACGCAAGUAUGUACACCGACGACACGGCGGCCGACAGCAGCAGCACUGUGGGCGGCAGCAGCAGCGAUGACGACGAACGCUCGAACCAACAGGAGCUCACAGUGCGAGGGCGCUCCGAGAGCCAAGGGCAGCUCAGCGAUCAAGAUACCGACUUUGACCGCUCCUUCUACUUUGUUCUCUCGGGCCCUAACUACACCUACGAGGCUGUCCCGGUGCGCAUGUAUGUCCUACUUGUGGUGGCUAUUUGA
Messenger RNA from Phytophthora sojae, 348 nucleotides. RefSeq lists its product as hypothetical. The transcript has 2 exons. Lineage: Eukaryota; Oomycota; Peronosporomycetes; Peronosporales; Peronosporaceae. The coding region runs from base 1 to 348 and encodes 115 amino acids. The record is from RefSeq and is a predicted model, not a curated record.